AUGGAGGGGUUCGGCUCCUAGCGGGGCUUCUCCCGGAGCGGGCGGCGUUCCCGUGCGGGGGGUGGCGGCAUCCCUGCUUCGUGUGCGGGCUGGGCCGGGCAUCCCGGAACCGGCGGGACCCCCAGGACGGUCGGUGCGGAGGGAGGCGGAGGGCAGCCCCUAGAGCAGCUUCCCGCAGCAUCCUCCGUGCUUUUGGGUUCGGCUCACGCACCGAUGCUCCGUGCUCAGCCCGUGUCCUUACCCCGCCGGUGCUCCGCCCGUCCCCUCCGCUCCGUACCUGUCGCUCCUUCCUGCGUCUCCGGAAAGCUGAGGCCGGGCGGUGGCAGCUCGCACUGCGGGGUCGGCCCCGAUGACCGGGAGAUCCGGGGCAGCCGAGCGGCGGUUCGUGCGCUGGGCCCGAGCUCCGCGUUGCGCUGCGAUGGGGCACGGCACCGCGCUGAGCUCGGCCGGGCGCUGCCGUGUCUCAGCCUGCCCGUAACGGGAGCCUCCACGGUAAGCCGCUGACCUUUGCAGGAGCUGGCGGUGUCGCUCCCGCUCCUGCCCGCACACGCAGGAGGGCAGCGCUCUUCUGCUUCUCGGAGCAUCUCAGUAAUUCAUGCGUUACACGUGCACGGCCUUGCGGGCCGGGCCACGCCGUGCAUCUGUUAAUUGCUUUUUAAAGUGGGGAUGCAGCAGUAGCAAACAAGAUCCCUUCCCUUUUACCAAACAGUGGGGUAAUGUGCGAGAUUUAAAAUGAGCUGCUGUCAAAUCAGGGCUAUCACAGCUGUGCAGGUCGGUGCCCUGAGGCACGCUGCCCCAUUAAACCCUCUGUGCUUUGCAGGGAUGGGGACCAGGCACUUUUUCCCUGCAACCUGAUUGAGUAACUUGGUCCUGUUUGGUUGAGAAAUUCGUAAAGGUUAUUGCUUUUUAAUGUGAAUUCUGGUGAUUAUUUGAUACAAGAGCAGUAAACAAACAGCCCUGUAUUUACUGUGCUGCUUUUGGGCCGUGUAGCAGUGUUUUGCAAUUGGGAGUGUUGUGAAACUGGUUUUGAGUUGGCUUGGAAAUGCCAUGUGACUGCGUGGCUGAAUCUGCCAGCAAGCUCUGUGGCUAAUUCUCUUGUUUCUUUGGUGAUGUGGAAAAGUAUGACCCACCCAAGCCUUUCCCUCCCAUGCGGGUGGCUGCACCUCGGCUGUGUUCUGUGCAGUGGGCAGCAUGGGCCUGGAGCAAAGGUUGUUAAGAAAGUGUAACUAUUAUCCUAUUGCACUGGGGAACUUUGUCAUCUACAUUGUAACCCCCUAGUGGGUAAAAGAAAAACAAACUUCUGCUUCAACGUGAUAAUUAUUUCUAGUGCAGGCAAAAGCUUCAGAGCCACACAUCUGCCUCUGUGCAGUUGCCACCACUGUUUGCUGGAUUUAAGUGUAUGUGUGGAGAUUAGAGGAAGGAGCAAGAGAGGGGAGGCAGUCACAACAGAGGAGUUGCACUAUGGAGCUUUCCAGGGAAAGCAGAGGAGUCACGAAUUGCCACAAGUUGCCUGCAUUUUGCCCACUCAAAAACAGCAGAUGUGGAUGGGUUGAGAGCUGGAAUGUUGCUCUGUGAGUUUGGUCAUUUUUUCUUUGCUGGAAUUGAGCCUUUCCUUGCAUUUAUCAGAAGGGGAACAAGCUGCCUUAUCUUGCUUGCAAAAUCCUGCUCACCUGACCAUUGACCGUUGAGUCUGCAGCCACAGGAGGAGAGAGAUCUGCAAUUGGGGCUGUGAGGAAGAUGAGUUUCCAGCUGCUUUUGCCAGUCCAUCUUUUGUAAAGCUCCUCUGUUGCUCAGUGUUCCUGAGCCUGCCUCCCCUCUCCCAAGAUGCUGAGAAGAGUCCUGUGUACCAUGUUGCUCAUGGGAGCCUUGCCAUCGCUGGCUGAGGAGUCUCAGGGCCACAUCUCCGUGGUCUUGCUGGGAGCCACAGGGGAUUUAGCCAAGAAGUAUUUGUGGCAGGGUCUGUUCCAGCUCUACAUAGAUCAAGUGAGCAGUGGCCACAGCUUCACCUUCCAUGGGGCUGCGCUGACAGAUCUGGAGCCGGGGCAGAAGCUGAUGUUUGAUGUGCUGAAGAAGCUCACCUGUCCCCCAGAUGAAUCUCCCAACAGGUGUGCUGUGCUCAAGGACCAAUUCCUGAAGCUGAGCCAAUACCACCAGCUGAAAACUGCCGAAAACUACACUGCACUGAACAGAGAGAUUGAGUUGCUGCUUCACCAGGAGGGGCUGAAGGAGGCCGGAAGGAUCUUCUACUUCUCAGUACCACCAUUUGCCUACACAGAGAUUGCCCGCCACAUCAACAUCAGCUGCAGGCCGCCUCCAGGUGCCUGGCUGCGUGUGGUGCUGGAGAAACCUUUUGGCCAUGACCUGGAAUCAGCCCAGCAGAUGGCUGCAGAGCUGACGAGCUUCUUCAGGGAGGAGGAAAUGUACCGGGUGGACCAUUACCUUGGCAAACAGGCUGUAGCUCAUAUCUUGCCUUUUCGAGAUCAGAACCGCCAGUUUCUGGAUCCAAUUUGGAACCGACAUCAUGUGGAGAGAGUGGAGAUCGUCUUGAAGGAGGUUGUGGAUGCUAAAGGCCGCACCAGUUUCUAUGAGCAGUAUGGCGUCAUCCGGGAUGUGCUGCAGAACCACCUCACUGAGGCCCUGAUGUUCCUGACCAUGGAGCUCCCAGGCAACCUGAGCAAGGCUGAAGAAGUCUUGCAGUACAAGCUGCAGGCCCUGCAGUCCUUGCGAGGCCUGGAGAAACAGAGUGUUGUGCUGGGUCAGUAUCAGGCGUAUGCCAGCCAUGUACAGGAGGAGCUGCAGAAGGGGCAGAACUAUGUCAGCACAACACCAACCUUUGCAGGUGUGCUUGUCCACAGUGACAGCCUGCGUUGGGAAGGGGUUCCUUUCCUCCUUACUUCUGGAAAAGCUCUGGAUGAACGGGUAGGUUAUGUCCGAGUUCUCUUCAAGAACCGGGCCUACUGCACACAGAGUGAGGCUUUGAGGGAUGCAGGGCACAGCCAGUGUAAACCCAAGCAGAUUGUGUUCUACAUUGGACAUGGUGUGCUCAACACCCCAGCAGUGCUGGUGAGCAGGAACCUUUUCAGGCCCAUCAUGCCAAAAAGCAGUUGGAGAGAAGUUGUAGGGCAGCCUGACCUGCACAUCUUUGGACAGCUACUGUCUGAUUACUACGUGUACAGACCUGUGAAAGAGAGAGAUGCGUAUUCUGUCCUCAUCUCCAACAUCUACCAUGGCAGGAAAGACUUCUUCAUAACCACUGAGAACUUGCUGGCCUCCUGGGCAUUCUGGACACCGUUGCUGAACAGCAUUUCCCACCAGGCCCCGCGUCUCUACCCUGGUGGAGUGGAGAACCAGCAGUUCUUAGACUUUGAAAUGGUGAGUGGGGAACUGACCUUCACAGUGGCAGAGCCAGUGGAAUUGCUGAACCCCAGUGGGCCGAUGCCAAGUGAUUACAAGACGAUCCAGUCCAAAUUUCGAAAAAGCCCCUUGGUCUCAGCAUGGUCCGAGGCGUUGAUUUCCCAGCUGGCUUCUGAUGUCGAGAAGGCAGCAAGCAGAGCCGUGGCACGCUCUGGGCAAUUCCACCUGGCCCUCUCGGGCGGCUCAAGCCCGGUGGCCCUAUUCCAACGGCUGGCAAGGCACCAUUAUGACUUCCCGUGGAGGCACACCCACCUCUGGCUGGUGGAUGAGCGUUGCGUCCCACUCACCGACCCAGAGUCCAACUUCUUCAGCUUGCACAACCACCUCCUGCAGAACAUCAGAGUUCCCUACUUCAAUGUCCACCCCAUGCCCGUGCACCUGCACCAGCGGCUCUGUGUGGAAGAGGAUGGAGGCACAGAGCUGUACGCCAAGGAGAUUGUAGCCCUGGUGGCCAAUGCCAGCUUUGACCUGGUGCUGCUGGGGGUGGGCACUGAUGGCCAUACUGCCUCGCUGUUCCCCCACUCUGAAAAUGGUUUGGAAGGGGCUCAGGCUGUGGUACUGACGGAGAGCCCUGUCAAACCUCACCAGAGGAUGAGCCUCAGUCUGCCCCUUAUCAACAAGGCCCAACAGGUGUUUGUCCUAGUUAUGGGGAAGGGCAAACAUGACAUCACCACGCAGAUCAGCAGGGUGGGCCAUGAGCCAAGAAAAUGGCCUAUCUCAGGUGUCAGCCCCAGCUCAGGACAGCUGGUGUGGUACGUGGAUUAUGAAGCUCUGCUUGGAUGAUGUUCCUAGUGUCCCUUCUCCAUGGUUGUCCUGGCUCUUACAGCCUGGAUUUUCCUACACAGUGCCCAUGUUUUUCUGUUGCCAGCAGCAGUUUCUGACAGAGUGCUGUCACCUUCUGGGAAAUUGGUGGCCUGCAGUGCCUGUGGCAUUUGAGCUCAGCUCAGUGUGCAGAGCUAAGCAAGAGCCAAGAGCCCAGUGCAGCAUUGCUGGCUCUGCCAGGACUGAACCGUGACUUUGGACACAUUACCUCACCUUGAAGUGCCUCAGUUCUCUCCUCUCAGGCUUUUGGUUAUUAAUACUGAGCUACCUCGCAGACACAAUGGAGACUUAUUAAAUUAAAUACCUGCCAGAAACUUCCUUUUAUAUUCUCAGGUUUGAAGAUGGAUGUGGUAAUGACAUGUCUGUCUUCUGCUCAGCUUUGUCUGGGACACUGGUGUGGCCUCAGCAAAAUAGGUCUCACGUGCACAUGAGUUUGUUGUCUUAUUCAUGCAGCCCAUCAUGAUGUCAGCCAGCACAGACGAGGGCUGGGCUCUCCUGCAGCUUUCAUGGCAUGUGUCCCCUAAAUGCUGACACCAGUUUGUGAGCUCUCUGUAGUUCUGGGUCUUCGCCAGUUGCCAAGCAGCAGGGGCUGAGUCUAUAUGCAGUAAUUUGCUGCUUUCCUUAAGUGGGUAGCUGGUACCAUGGGGGAUGGUGAAGGAAACCACACUGCUUUUUAGGCUGUUAGAGUAAUGGGGACAGGAUGAGGAACAUGGCAGUUUGCAAAGCUGUUAUUUCCCUGUAGCACAAUAAUUAUUAAGGGAAAACCUUGGUGUUCAGAAUAGUCAUUUGUGUUUGGCCAACAAAGGAGUGGUGUUUUCCGUAUCCAUCUUCUGUGUUUGUCUCAUUCUCUAAAACAUUUUUUGUCUGUCCUCAGAAUUGAAGCUUUAAAGACCAUCCACGUGUCCCUCGUUACAUCGUGCAUUAAGGUAGUUACAUGUUUGGGGAUGGGGGUGGUGGGAUUUCAGCUCCAGGACACUGACUUAGAAUGGCAGGGAAUUUUCUGCACGCAUCCACUUUUAGUCAUGGUGUCUGAUGUUUGGGUGGUCCUGUGUGGAGCCACGAGUUAGACUUGAUGAUUCUUACGGGUUCCUUCCAACUUGGGGUAUUCUGGAUGGAGGUGACGGGGCUGGGGGUGAUGCAGGGACCCCAGUGCUGACAUGAAAUGGCACCUGGACUCCAGGAAGCAGCAGUGAGUUGUGUGGCGUGGGGCUGUGCCACCCUUCACAGCCCUGUAGCCUCCUAGGGAAAGUGGGAUCCUCAGUAGUUGCGCCUGGAAUUUGGUGACCCUUCACAGACCUGCAGUUCCACAGGAUGUGGAAGGAAGGAGACUUUGUUUGAUGCAGCUGGAUGAUAGGCAUUGGCCUCAAAUCCUUCCCUGCAUUGGGGCAUCUGCUGAAUCCGGGUAAUGAGGAUGCAAAUUAGGCUGCAAAUAAUUGCUGUGUUCUGGCAGCACACGGAACAGUUUGAAUGGCUCGUGCUCCCAGGUUCUCAAGUCCUUGCUUUUCUUUCUGCUCAUCUUAAUGCAGAAAUCAGAAUUCUUAUCCUCUGCUAAUUGUGCAGAUAAAAGAGUACUGAGCAAACUCCAGAAAGCCUGUUAAUGGUCAGCAGUGCCUAGGCAAACAGGGCCAGGGAGAAUCACAGAAUCACAGAAUUGUAGGGGUUGGAAGGGACCUCCAGAGAUCAUCGAGUCCAACCCCCCUAACAUGAGAACAUGAGCUGGCAGAAACUGUGGGCUGCAGGAAGAGGCCAAAUGCUCGGGGAAUGGCUGUGGUUUCUGGCAGCCCCCUCCCAAGCCUGCAGAUGGUGCUGAAAAAUGGCAUUUUGUGUACUGCAGCUGACUAAGCAGAGCUGAGCUGUCCCGAUGCACAUCACUUGGCUCUUGCAUGGGAAAGGAUAGGACUUCUGGUGCAGCUGUAUCAUCUGCAGAAGAAAGAUGAGUGCCUUACCUGGCCUGCUCUAACACCUGGGAUGGUUGGUUAUCCCUCUAUUCUGUGUGUGCUCAUCAGUACAUUUGCUGCUGCCUGUUUUGUGGUUUCAGCUGGCUUAACUACCAGCAGAAACACAAAAGGGUGAGAAUAAAUUGCAGGGAAAGAGAAUAGCAUAGAAAUGCAGGAGGAAGGCAAGCACUGCAGGCACCUUGGUGCAAGUGAAGUCUGGAAUCAGAGAAGUUAACUGGAACAAGUAGAUGAGUGCUAGCAAACACUGGCUCUAAAAUAUACCACAGUGGCUGAAACAGCUGUGCGGAGGAAGAUGUGUUAGGUCUGGUAUGUCCAUAAAUUUAAAUGUCAUUUUCCUUCUUUAAACAAAAGUAGCCAUGUGAACUUGAAUCUAGUUCUUGUGUGCUUGGGGUGAUGGAACAAGUUAUAAUGAAAAAUGGACCUAUGUGAGAAUAAAUAUAUUGUUACAAUGGCAGAAUCUAUUCCUGCUUUACAAAUGACUGGCAUUUGCGUUUUCUUGUUUCUGCACAUUCUUUUAUAACAUUUGGCUGGUACCUUUCAAAAUAAACACUGAUCUUUAUUUUUAGAGGGGUUUAUUUGCACUUCUAUGUAGUGUUGUCAUCACUGCCAGCCCAAGAGCAGCUGCUCUUCAGAGCUGCAGAUAGGGAUCAUUUGGGAAGGCCCCAAUGGGUCACCCUGAAAUUCAUCCUGAUCUUAUAAGAAUCCAUUAGAAACUUGUGUGUGUUUUCCUCAGUGAGCGUAGCUGCUGGGGUUGCACUGUAUAUAUAUUUUUUCCACAGACAUUCCUUAUAAGCUCUUUAAUACUAUCAUUUGCCAAAUGAGAAAUAAAUAUUUUGCAAUGUAUAACGUUUGUGACUGGCAAGAGAGACCGUGGAUGGGAAGAAGGGCAGAACCAGCAACGAAUGUGAUGGAGGAGAAUGGUAGAAAUCCGCUGGGCUGUAGGCCAAGGAGCAGCGCUAUUUUUAUUUAGUGAAAGCUAUUAAAGGGAGGCUGCACCUUCCUGAGGGAUUGUGUGUUAACCUUUCUUUGCAGAAGCAAAUCCAUGGAGUAACUGCUUAGAGUCUGUCUCUAAGUGAAUAUUGAUAACAAUUCCUUUUUUUUUAAUGACAAAUGGUUUCUUCAUUGCAUUCCUGUGAUUUGGUGGUGUGAUAUUUACUGUUUUACAGAAAACUAACACUGGAAUUCAUUUUUUCUCACUGUAACUUUUAUAACUCAAGCUGUAAAAUCUUAUUUUCCCAUGAGUAAAUUUUAUGUCUCCUUUCAUGUUGUGUCAUGAAUAGAGAUUUAUAUUUAUAAAAAAAAUAAAUAUUUUUUUAGCAUUAA
This is a messenger RNA of Lagopus muta (rock ptarmigan), 7517 nucleotides long. It is a transcript of the gene H6PD, whose product is annotated as hexose-6-phosphate dehydrogenase/glucose 1-dehydrogenase. The transcript has 5 exons. Gene Ontology annotation, cellular component: endoplasmic reticulum. NCBI's taxonomy places the organism in Eukaryota, Metazoa, Chordata, Aves, Galliformes, Phasianidae. Gene Ontology annotation, biological process: glucose metabolic process; pentose-phosphate shunt, oxidative branch; pentose-phosphate shunt. The record is from RefSeq and is a predicted model, not a curated record. Gene Ontology annotation, molecular function: NADP binding; glucose-6-phosphate dehydrogenase activity; 6-phosphogluconolactonase activity. The coding region runs from base 1825 to 4197 and encodes 790 amino acids.